Molecule: messenger RNA, 2343 nt
Organism: Helianthus annuus (common sunflower)
Lineage: Eukaryota; Viridiplantae; Streptophyta; Magnoliopsida; Asterales; Asteraceae
Product: DNA topoisomerase 6 subunit B
Exons: 19
Coding region: 124-2154 (676 amino acids)
Biological process (GO): DNA topological change
Cellular component (GO): small ribosomal subunit; cytosol
Molecular function (GO): DNA binding; ATP binding; DNA topoisomerase type II (double strand cut, ATP-hydrolyzing) activity
Source: RefSeq, a predicted model, not a curated record
ACAAUCAGCGGUAGUCAAUACUCGAGCGCGUCGUACAUCCGCUACGGUCGCUCACACCGUGCCGACGAAAACACUUCCCGCCUCUCGAAACCCCUAAUUUUCACUGAUCGGAAAAUUUCUCCGAUGGACUCCGGCGACAGCAGUGAGGAAAGUCCGAUACAAGCCAAGAAAGGCAAAUCCAAAACCCCUCGCAAACCUAAAGCAAGUGUUCUCAAGCAGAAAUCUCCGGCUGAAUUUUUCGCGGAGAACAAAAAUAUUGCCGGAUUUGACAACCCUGGGAAAUCUCUUUACACUACUGUUAGAGAACUUGUUGAAAAUGCACUUGAUUCUGCAGAGUCCAUUGCUGAGCUUCCGUUAGUUGAAGUUACAAUUGAGGAGAUUAAUAAAAGCAAAUUCAAUUCCAUGAUUGGUCUGAUUGACCGCGAGCGAAUUGAUGAGGCGCUGUACGGUGAUUUUGAGACCGACAAGGCUCGUGAGAAACGGCUUGCCAAAGAAGCCCGUUUGCAAGAAGUUCAGGCGAAAAAUGCUGCCCUUGGGAAGAAAGUGAAAGAACCGACUUCUGCAAAGGCCGUUAAGGGUCGAGGCGAGGCCUCGUUUUACAGGGUGACUUGUAAGGACAAUGGACGAGGAAUGCCCCAUGAUGAUAUCCCAAAUAUGUUCGGACGAGUUUUAUCCGGGACAAAGUACGGGCUGAAACAAACACGUGGAAAAUUCGGACUUGGUGCAAAAAUGGCAUUAAUUUGGUCAAAGAUGAGUACUGGUCUACCUAUUGAGAUAUCCUCAUCAAUGAAGGGUCAAAAUUACACUUCAUUCUGCAGGCUGGAUAUAGAUAUUCAUCGAAACAUUCCUCAUAUUCAUUUACAUGAGAAGAGAGACGACAAGGAACAAUGGCAUGGAGCUGAGAUUCAAGUUGUAAUUGAGGGAAACUGGACAACAUAUCGUUCAAAGAUAUUGCAUUAUAUGCGUCAAAUGGCUGUUAUUACCCCGUAUGCUCAAUUCAUGUUUCGAUUUGUAUCAGACACUUCAGAUAAAACUGUCAGCAUAAGGUUUACGAGAAGGACAGAUGUAAUGCCUGCGGUUCCUCUUGAAACAAAGUACCAUCCAUCAGCUGUGGAUUUGCUUCUCAUUAAACGUCUAAUCGGUGAAACUACAAAGCAGAACCUUUUGCAGUUUCUUCAGCAUGAAUUUGUUAACAUUGGGAAGUCACAUGCUGAGCGAUUAAUUGGAGAAAUGGGCCCCGAUUUUAGCCCCAAAACACUAGUCAAGUCACUGACUCCACAGCAAAUUGUUCGCAUCCAUCAAUUGUUUCGGCAAGCCAAGUUUGAUGAUCCUAGUGGUGAUUGCCUUAGUCCUGCAGGGGAGUACAACCUCCGCUUGGGUAUAAUAAAGGAACUUCACCCAGACAUGGUUGCAACUUAUACUGCAAGUGCUCAAGUAUUUGAAGGACAUCCAUUCAUUGUAGAAGCUGGAGUCAGUCUGGGGGGUAAAGAUGUCAAGCAAGGUUUAAAUAUCUUUCGGUUCGCAAAUCGGAUUCCGUUGCUGUUUGAGCAAGGUGCUGAUGUUGUCACCAGAACUGCAAUGAAGAGAAUCAAUUGGAAUAUUUACAAAAUUAAUCAGACACAAGACAAAAUUGGCGUUUUUGUAAGCAUCGUAAGCACAAAAAUCCCGUUCAAAGGGACUGGAAAGGAAUAUAUUGGAGAUGACAUAAGUGAGAUUGCUACUGCAGUGAAGACUUCUAUUAGACAAUGCUGCGCUCAACUAAAGUCGAAAAUAGUGAAGAAAAUUCAGGCGCGUGAGCAGCAAGAGAGGAAAAGAAAUUUAAGCAAGUACAUUGGUGAUGCUACGGGUGCUAUCUAUGAAAUACUGAAAGAGUCAUCACAAUUGCAUGUGAAAAAGAAGAAACUCAUGGAGAUCAAGGACGAAGAUGCAGAAAUACUCCAGAAGGUCUCAAGUCGUAUAAUAACGAAAGAAAUCCUGAGUGAAAAACUUGCUCAACAUGUUGAGCAGGUGGAUUAUGAGAUGGCAAUGGAAUACGCUACACAAAGUGGAGUGAGAGAAGAACCGAGAGAAAACAUAUACCUUCAAGCAUUGGAGCCUCAAAAGAACUUCACAGACUUCCAUUCUCCAGUCUUUGUUUUCAGGCUCUUUCAGUAGGGUAAUCAUCAAAUUAACUUGAACAUUAAUUAUCCUUAUAGAACUGUUACCACAUUGUUGUGUUGUAGAUUUAUUUUCGUUUUGUUAGGAACUAUUUCAUUAUUGAAUUCUCAUUUUGAAUUUUAAACAUGUUUAGUGAUAGUAUGACAUGUGUGUUUGGCAUCAAUUUGGGUGUGGUUUAGUUGUGAA